This is a messenger RNA of Notothenia coriiceps (black rockcod), 936 nucleotides long. RefSeq names its product coiled-coil domain containing 167 (gene ccdc167). The record is from RefSeq and is a predicted model, not a curated record. NCBI's taxonomy places the organism in Eukaryota, Metazoa, Chordata, Actinopteri, Perciformes, Nototheniidae. The coding region runs from base 90 to 407 and encodes 105 amino acids. The transcript has 4 exons.
GGAGGAGUGAUGUGUCAAAAUGAAGAAGAAGGAAACACUUCCGUACAGUCAGUCUAAGGCUCUCUGAAGUAGCUAGAUUCAGCCAGAAAAUGACUAAAAUUAAAGACAAAAGACGCGAGAAAACCAGUGUCGCCACUGAGAUAGACCGUUUGGAGGAGCGGCGAACGCGAUGCAAAGACAACCUGGACAGGGUUGAGUUCAGGAGCAGAAAGGAGAAGCUCUCUGAGAAGGACAGGCAGGACCUGGAAGAUGAAAUGACCAUCAUUAAUGAGAGGGUGCUAAAGUUAGACAAGGAGCUGCAGACGUUAAGAGGAGAGAAUCGGAGGAACAUGCUGAUGUCAGUCUCUCUGCUGGUCAUCAGUGCUCUCUUCUACUUUGUGUUUUUCUACAAUGACGAGGACUCAUGAUACUAAAUGCUGUCAUAAAGGGACUUUUUGCUCUUAAAAGCCUCGGGACAGUGCUGUGAUGAGGUCAUGAUUGUGUACACACUUUCUGUGUUGAGGAAACUCCUCUGUUCUGCCUCUAGAUGGCAUCAUUGUCUUAAACUUUUCUGGUCGUCAUACUUUAUUCAUCCUGAGCCGUCAGAACCCACCACAGCUUCUUGGACCAACACAUAUGAUAAUUGUGAAGUGAGCCAUCAGUUUUGUAUUUUCCUCAGCAUGUACACUUGUAAUUUUUUUUAUCUAUAUACAACAUUUUGUCACAUAAAUAACUUAUCAAAUAUAAAGUUAAUGCCACAAAUAAACACCAAAGUAAUAAUGCUUUUAUACAAUAUGUCAAACUAAAUUGUGCCGAUUUAAGUCUGAUUUAGCUUUUCAGUCACAUGUAAACACGUGUGUGAUAACGGAGGUUGCAUGUCACGUGUCAAAGUUAAUGAUAGAAAUAUUUGAUACAGAAUGUUUUCUUGUUACAUUGAAUAAAACCUAAAGAAUGCCA